CAGCCGGCGUCUGGGCGGCGAGGGCCAUGGCCCCGAAGGCGGACGUCAGGAGCAGCAAGAAGGCGGCGGAGGGCCUCGCAUCCGCGUCGAAAGAUUCCACGACGGUGCAGCCGCGACAGCCACAAGAACGUGUAAGAAGAAGAUCGUGGCGCUUCGACGUGAAUGACUCGUAUGAGCAGGCGAUUGGGACAGCUAUGCGCUGCUUCGUCUGA
Molecule: messenger RNA, 212 nt
Organism: Prorocentrum cordatum
Lineage: Eukaryota; Dinophyceae; Prorocentrales; Prorocentraceae
Source: the annotation of a GenBank genome assembly